This is a messenger RNA of Pomacea canaliculata, 2686 nucleotides long. RefSeq names its product AP-5 complex subunit zeta-1-like. NCBI's taxonomy places the organism in Eukaryota, Metazoa, Mollusca, Gastropoda, Architaenioglossa, Ampullariidae. Bases 123 to 2477 code for a protein of 784 amino acids. The record is from RefSeq and is a predicted model, not a curated record. Gene Ontology annotation, cellular component: AP-5 adaptor complex. The transcript has 20 exons.
AAUAUUUUUUAAUUAAAAACAUCUCUCGUCUUCACUCUAUUUUUGUAGUUGUUGAUAUAGUUGCAUGACGAUGUCGAGGGGGUGUGUUGUCGAAACGUAAAGAAACGAAAAGUACAGAAACCAUGUCAUUGUUUGCAGUUGAGGCAGUACUUCGGAAACUGAGGAAUGUGUCACAAGAUGACAUCAGUAACAUCUGUAACAGCAUUGAAGACCUUAUGCUCGUACCUGAAAGGUCAAACGAAUGUACUAUGAUGCUAAGGCAGUUAUUUGUAAUGCUGCAGGCAUCUGAGUCGAAAUUAUGCUUGCCCAGAGAUUCAGAGGCUGACAAAACAGGAGGGAGGCAGUGCACCUUAUGUGGCCUCAUCCUUAAGGAAAUGCUUAUAGGAGGCGGCGAGGAGACUGCACUGAACUCUGACAUACCAAGUGCAAAAAACCCUCCACAUAGCUCUCUUCUCUCUCUAUACACUUUGCAGGGUUCCAAAUGUGUGUGUCUUCAUGAAGUCCUGCCUGUAACUGUAAGGUGGUUGUCCAAGAAGGAUUUUGAUAUCCAGAUGAAAGCAUUUUCCUUCAUUGUGGCUGUUUCAUCAUUACAUGGAAUUAUCAGUCAAGAUAUAGUAAGUGAGACAUCAGAACAGCUGUGCAACUGGCUCAUGAAUGCCAGUGUGUUUCAGUCUCCAAAUCCUUAUACCCUUAAUCCUUUUCGCAAAGAUGCAUCCAGCCAGGUUACAGAAAUAGAUGGCACACCAUGCAGGAAUGUGUUUACUAUCCUCAAUGUAGGUCAGUACUACACUGAUGAUCAGUUCAUGAACAUCUACAGUUUCUCCUUGCUUUAUAAGUGGCUCUAUCACUGCACACACUCAAGUCUUAAAAGUGAUGACAAGUCUGCCCUAGGUGAAGAUGCCACAACCAGAAGAUUGCAAGGGGUGUCUCGAGUGUUACAGUCACUGGUGUCUCGCUCUGUAGAUUACUGCUUCAGGGUUAUGGAUCAGUGUGAGAGAAAGGCAAAAGUAUCUUCAGAUGGGGAACUACAGUUAGCGUGUCUAAUGGAGGUUGUUGUAAUCCUGGACCUUGUAUGCAAGCUUGAUGCGGGACACUUGCCACGAGUUCAUCAGGAAAUGCGACGUCUUUAUACGCGCUUGAUGUCUGAUCUGGUUAACAUUCCUACAGUACUAAGGAUUCUUCAGUUUUUCAUUAAUCACAGUGCUUCUGUGGUACACGACCCACAAGAAAUUUACAACCACUUUUUUAAUUCAUUACUGCCUGAUCAUUUUGGGAACCCUGGUCUGGCAUUUGACACAGUUGUUUUCCUUGUAAACAAUUUAGCGACAAUCUGCUACAACACCAACAUCUUCAGUCGCUUUUUCCCCUCCAUCCUAAAGGUCCUAGCCUGGCACCCACAGACAUUUUUGAAGGAGUUUGUGAGUCUUCUGCCUGCCAUGAUGUAUCCAGUCACAGCUUUGGAGGUGUUCCACACACUCUUGGAUUUGCCAUGUGUGACAGCUGCUUUAGAGGUAAUGGAGAAAGCAAAGAAAUCAGAGGCACCCAUCACCCAGGGAGCCAAUGUUGAACCUGUAAGUUCCAUCGAGGCCUUUCAUACGCCUGCACGAUACAGACCUUUGUUCAGUUUCAUCACCCGCAAUGAGAGUGGCCAGGGGGACACCAUCAACAAGUUGUCUAGUCUUCACAAAGUGCUGGAAGAUAUGCGGAGUAGUGCUAGAGUUGUUUACUGCUCCCAGACUAUUCCCCUGCUUCUCAAGGUAUGGUUUGAUGUGGUGCUGGAAGAUGCUGAGGAAGACUUUGCUGGUCAGUUGUUGCCUGUAAUGUUGGAAAGAUCAGGGUUGCUGUUUGACCUUCCUGACUUCAAGGCUGAUGUUAUAAUGCUCUUAGGUGAGAAGUUGCUGUUGCUGUUGAAAAAGUUCCCAGCAGUCUUGAUGAACCAGGCCACAGAUAUCAUGGAAUUUAUCUACAUUACUAGCAACAUAUAUGGACGUCAGGACUUCUAUGGCAACCUGGUUUAUGCUGUUGGUGAAUACUCCUCUCCAAUGCAUGCUCCAAACUGUAGUCCAGAGCUGGUGGCUCAAUACUUUGAUGCUCUUGAGGUGGUAACCUAUGAGAUAAUUGGCAAAGUGCUAUUAGAAGAAGAAGGAGUCAGCCCCAAGAUUCUUUGCCAUCUCAUGUCUGCUAUGGCCAAGCUGUCCACUAGGUGCCAGGACCUGAUCCCACGGGCCAUCCUUUGUUUGACCAAGGUGGCCAAGCAGCACUACACACUCACACAAGAUUCUCUGGCACAGGAAGCGCUGGUGUCAUGUGCACAGGAGCAUAUCAAUCUUCUUCAAAACCCAAAUUUUGCAGUUGCUAUUCUAAGUCCAUCACCAGAAAUUUACACUGGAAGAUGGCAUCGAGAUAAAUUUUCUCUGCCUAUGAUAGUGCGUGGAAUGCACAGAAUUAUGGUCAUGUCCUCUUCUCAGAGAGGAUAGUAGCUGGAGACAUUUGGUAAUGGUGCUGAAGGAAGAAAAUAGUCAAAAGACACUGUGUGUGUGUGAGAGAAAUGAGGACAGGGCAGUCUUUUCCAAACUGGUCAGUUACAUUGUAAUGUAAAUAGUGAUUACUAUGAAUGAAUGUUAUAGAGUGGAAUGUAGUCUUGUGGACUGAAAGGUUUGGUGAGACAAUAAAGAUCUUUGUUACA